Paramisgurnus dabryanus is the source of this 816-nucleotide messenger RNA. It is a transcript of the gene acp1, whose product is annotated as acid phosphatase 1. Gene Ontology annotation, cellular component: cytoplasm. Gene Ontology annotation, molecular function: acid phosphatase activity; non-membrane spanning protein tyrosine phosphatase activity. The record is from RefSeq and is a predicted model, not a curated record. Gene Ontology annotation, biological process: protein dephosphorylation. Lineage: Eukaryota; Metazoa; Chordata; Actinopteri; Cypriniformes; Cobitidae.
UUAAAUUUUAAUCAGGGUGAAUUUAGAUCAGGCGGAGAUGUGGGCAGCCCGAAGCUCUGAUGCGGAUGCAUUGACAGAUCAAUAUGGCGGCUCCCGGUAGUAAGUCGGUGUUGUUCGUGUGCUUGGGCAAUAUAUGCAGAUCCCCUAUUGCUGAGGCUGUUUUCCAGAAAUUGGUUACAGACAAUGGAGUGGCAGACAAGUGGAGAAUAGACAGCGCGGCCACGUCCACCUAUGAAAUCGGAAAUCCACCUGAUGACCGUGGCCUGGCCUGCAUGAAGAGACAUGGCGUGUCUAUGAGGCAUGUGGCGCGGCAGAUCACCAAAGAUGACUUUAUGAAGUUCGAUCACAUCCUCUGCAUGGACGAAAACAACUUGAGAGAUCUGAAUAAGAAGGCUAGCAGCGUGAAUAAAUGUAAAGCCAAGAUUGAGCUGCUCGGCAGCUACGACCCUGAAAAACAGCUGAUAAUUCAAGACCCGUACUAUGGAAGUGCUAAAGACUUCGAGACGGUGUAUGAACAGUGUGUGAGAUGCUGUAAAGCUUUCCUGGAGCAGCACUCAUAACACGCACGUGACAUCUUUCACUUCAUUCAUGAAAUACUAGCUGUCCUUUAUUGUCUCACAAAUGCAAGCAAACAUCCACAGUAUUUCUGUUAUAAGAACACGAAAACACUAGCAAUCUUGUUUUAAAUGUAAAAUAGGUUGUUGUAAUGUCAUUAAGUGUUUAAGUGCUUGUAAACAGAUUGACCAUAACCUCUUUUAAACGGAGGAGAGAAAAGUUUUCCAAAAUAAACCAGCUGAAAUGCUGAAUUCAGUUUAA